UAAUUGUUAGUCUGUUUAAUGAUGUAAAAUAAACAACUGCACUGAAUUCAAUUGGAACUCACAGAAUUACGCCUAUAUUUUUAAUAAACUAAAAAAAGCUACUUAAAAUAACUAAACAACUUGUUUGGUUUUGAACUAGUGUUUGAAAAACAAAAUGGCUACCAUUGCUAGAGAAAACAAAUUUGCUUGUAAAAGGACUUUUUAACCCAAAACCACAUAUUUACUGUGACAACAAGCCCCUCGCCUAUUCCUUUUUUUUUUCUGUGCAGUUUAUCCCCCUUUAUCAUUUAAUAACUUACCAAUUUAGGUUCCUGCUCUUAGUUUAUAACAGGUAACAACUAUUAUAGAAAAUAUUGCUAAAGUAUUACUUGGCUGUUUGAACAGAAUAUCUCUAUACUUUAAACGUCUGCUGUUCUUUCCUGACAUCAGCAGUAACGCGCCCUGUCCAUUAAUUAUUCCCACCGUCUCCAGAUAUUAAUGCGUUUUUCGCUGCGCCCGCUGUUUUAAUGCGUUUUCCGAGUUUCUACCAAAUAAUUCACUCUGUCUCGGGCGCGUGAUGCACCGCAAAUUGAAAGGUGGCGCGAAAGAGCUCUUGAGCCGGCGCGCGCGUUCAGGUGCGCACACACACCUCCAGCAAAAACUACGCACUCAGCUCUGUCUGCCUCGGAUUGAAUCAUUUUAGAUGCACGGAAGGGACAGGCGCAUAAUCUCCUCAACGCGACUGUACGUUCAGCUUCUCUUCCAAGGAACACGCGCAGUGGACUGCCAUGAGCUGUCGUGUCCAGUGACCCGCUGGCGAUGGGAUCUGACCGGCAUACUGAUACGCUCCGCAAGCAGCGUCAGCACCGGGCAGCGCGACAGACGCAAGAACACCUCGCGCACCACUUUGGUUUUCCAUAGAGUUGCUCAUUUCUUUGCGUUUGUAGUAUUUUAAUGUUGGUCUCAUCGUCGCGCAUGCGUUGCUGUGUAGUUGACGUCGCUGAAGCGCUUCUUCAGACUAAGUUUGGGCUUCUGCUCGGUCGAUGAUGAGAGGGAUGGUGAUCGCUCGGGAUCACUGGCGCGCGAGGAUCUUGUGUCUCCUCGUGCUCGUGGCUUUGACGCUUGGUCGUAGCCCGCCGGCGAACAGUGUAAAUGAACCAAGCAACAUGUCAUACGUCAAAGUCACCGUGGAUAAACUACUCAAAGGCUACGACAUCCGUCUCAGGCCUGACUUUGGAGGUCCUCCGGUUGAUGUUGGUAUGAGUAUUGACAUCUCUAGUAUCGACAUGGUGUCGGAAGUGAACAUGGACUAUACCAUCACCAUGUAUUUCCAGCAGUCCUGGCGCGAUAAGCGUCUGUCCUACACUGGGAUCCCUCUAAAUCUUACUUUGGAUAACCGAGUGGCUGAUCAACUCUGGGUGCCUGAUACUUACUUCAUAAACGACAAGAAAUCUUUUGUUCAUGGGGUCACAGUGAAGAACCGCAUGAUCCGUCUGCAUCCUGAUGGGACUGUGCUCUAUGGUCUCAGGAUAACUACCACAGCUGCAUGUAUGAUGGAUUUGCGCAGAUAUCCGCUGGAUGAGCAGAACUGCACGCUGGAGAUCGAAAGUUAUGGCUACACUACAGAUGACAUUGAGUUCUACUGGCAGGGAGGAAGUUCAGUGACGGGGGUGGACAACAUUGAGCUGCCGCAAUUCUCUAUUAUUGAUUAUAAAACACUGUCUAAGAAAGUUGUGUUUGCCACAGGGUCAUAUCCUCGUCUGUCUCUCAGUUUUAAACUGAAGAGAAACAUUGGGUAUUUCAUCCUGCAGACCUACAUGCCUUCAACACUGAUCACCAUCCUGUCCUGGGUCUCCUUCUGGAUCAACUAUGAUGCUUCAGCUGCAAGAGUUGCUCUAGGAAUCACCACCGUUCUGACAAUGACUACAAUCAACACUCAUCUUAGGGAGACUUUACCCAAGAUCCCUUAUGUGAAGGCCAUUGACAUCUAUCUGAUGGGCUGCUUCGUCUUUGUGUUUCUGGCUUUGCUCGAAUAUGCUUUCGUCAACUACAUAUUCUUCGGCCGUGGUCCACAUUUACAGAAGAAAGUGGCAGAAAAAGCUGCAAAAAGCAACAAUGAGAAGAGUAACAAAGUUCAGGUUGAUGUCCAUGGAAACAUUCCCCUGACAAACCUUGAUCUGCGCCUUAGCGGGGCAGAGAUGUUAGGUGCUCUUGGGGACCCGAGGAACACCAUGUUCUCCUAUGACAGUGCCAGCAUCCAAUACCGUAAGCCCCUUACAGGUCGGGACCUCUAUGGCCGGCCCACUGCCUCUCUCGAGAGGCCAAUGGCACAGAAAAAGAGUCAUCUUAAGAGGCGAGCCGCUCAGCUGAAGGGAGCAGCACUAACUCGACCCAGCCAUUCACACAUCAGGUCAGGCUCUCUUACUCUCCUUGAGGUUUUGGCUGUCAGUCAGACAGGAGGAAGAGGUGCUUUCUGAUCCAUUUCACUGACUGCAGGAAGUGCAACUUCACAAUGGAAAGAAAAUAGGCUUUUCUUAGCUAAUGACUUCACUGCACAUCUACUGUUGGUCAGGCUUGAAUCUGUAAACCAAUAUUUGGAAGUUGUUUUCAUCCUUCAUCUUGCAUAUAUGAAGGUCUUAAAAAGAUUUUCUGGGUCUAUUACAAGCUCUUUUGACAUUUGUGGCAUACAUUUCAUUACCACAGAAAUUAAUUUUGACCUGUCCCUCAGUUUUUAUAAUAAACAAUUGGAUUAAAUAAUUUUAAAAAGCUCUUAAAGGGUUAGUUCACCCAAAAAUGAAAAUUCUGCCAUCAGUGACACACCCUCAUGUCGUUCCACAUCUGUAAGACCUUCG
Messenger RNA from Megalobrama amblycephala (Wuchang bream), 2831 nucleotides. It is a transcript of the gene gabrb1, whose product is annotated as gamma-aminobutyric acid type A receptor subunit beta1. NCBI's taxonomy places the organism in Eukaryota, Metazoa, Chordata, Actinopteri, Cypriniformes, Xenocyprididae. Gene Ontology annotation, biological process: nervous system process; monoatomic ion transmembrane transport; regulation of membrane potential. Gene Ontology annotation, molecular function: GABA-A receptor activity; neurotransmitter receptor activity; extracellular ligand-gated monoatomic ion channel activity. Gene Ontology annotation, cellular component: neuron projection; synapse; membrane. The transcript has 11 exons. The coding region runs from base 1023 to 2456 and encodes 477 amino acids. The record is from RefSeq and is a predicted model, not a curated record.